AUGUCGCGCAGGCGGCACCGGGACGAGAACUAUGUAGAACAACAGCACAAGAGAAGAAGAACAUCUGAAACACUUGACGUUGCGGAGACAUUGGAAUACUUAAUAAGCGCAUUGGAAGAAGAGAGUUCUUUUUCUUUGGACUGUAACUUAGAGGACACGACUGAGGUGUUGGAGGCAAAUCUGCCAAACUUCAAAAGCAAAAUACUGAAACUCCUUUGUACAGUUGCACAUCUGCUACCACAAAAGAUGACCCUUUACACAACUCUUGUUGGCUUGCUGAAUGCCAGGAACUACAAUUUUGGUGGAGAGUUUGUAGAAGCGAUGAUACGUCAGCUGAAAGAAUGUUUGAAAGUUAACCUGUACAAUGAAGCUGUCUAUUUAGUCCGCUUUCUUUCUGAUCUUGUGAAUUGUCACGUAAUAGCUGCACCCUCAGUGGUAGCCAUGUUUGAGAAUUUCGUUAGUGUGACGCAGGAAGAGGAUGUACCUCAGGUGCGAUGUGACUGGUACGUGUAUGCGUUUCUGUCAUCCUUACCUUGGGUGGGCAAGGAGCUCUAUGAGAAAAAGGAUACUGAAAUGGAGCAGAUCUUGUCUACUGUUGAAAACUAUCUGAAACGGCGUCAGAAGACUCACAUGGCCAUGCUGCAAGUUUGGUCCGUUGAUAAACCACAUCCACAAGAAGAGUACUUAGAUUGCCUUUGGGCUCAGAUUCAGAAAAUGAAGAAGGACCACUGGCAAGAGAGGUACAUUCCGAGGCCAUACCUGGCAUUCGACAGCGUGCUUUGUGAAGCACUGCAGCACAACCUGCCUCCUUUUACACCCCCACCCCACACCGCAGAUUCCGUUUACCCGAUGCCAAGAGUCACCUUCCGAAUGUUUGACUACACUGAUGAUCCUGAAGGCCCAGUUAUGCCUGGAAGCCACUCUAUUGAAAGAUUUGUGAUCGAAGAACAUCUUCACUGCAUCAUCAGAUCCUUUUGGAAAGAGAGAACAACAUGUGCUGUCCAGUUAACAAGCUAUCCAGGAAACCACAAGAUCCCUCUGAAUUACCACAUUGUUGAGGUAAUUUUUGCUGAGUUGUUUCAGCUUCCUGUUCCGCCUCACAUGGAAAUCAUGUACACUACGCUGUUUAUUGAACUCUGUAAACUUCAGCCUGGAUCUUUACCUCAAGUUCUUGCACAAGCUACAGAAAUGCUGUACAUGCGCUUAGAUACAAUGAAUACUAUCUGCAUAGAUAGGUUCAUUAAUUGGUUUUCCCACCAUCUUAGUAAUUUUGAAUUCCGUUGGAGCUGGGAAGAUUGGUCAGAUUGUCUUUCUGAGGAUCUUGACAGACUCAGGCCUAGGUUCGUAAAAGAAGUACUAGAAAAAUGCAUGAGGCUUUCCUACCAUCAGCGAAUAAUAGAUAUUGUUCCUGCUAGUUUUUCAGUCUUGACUCCUGCAAAUCCAAUGUGUAUUUAUAAAUAUGGAGAAGAAAGCAACAAAUCUCUUCCUGGAUACAGCGUUGCACUCUCCUUAAACGUUGCCAUCAAAAAUAAAGCAAGUAAUGAUGAAAUUUUCACCAUUUUGAAGGAUGUGCCCAAUCCUAAUCAGGAUAACGAUGAUGAAGGCUUCUCAUUCAAUCCUUUAAAAAUAGAAGUUUUUGUCCAGGCACUAUUGCACUUAGCGUCAAAGUCAUUCAGUCACUCCUUCAGUGCUCUGGGAAAAUUUCGAGAAAUCCUCAAAACUCUGGCUGAAAGUGAUGAAGGAAAGCUUCACGUUCUCAGAAUUAUGUAUGAAGUAUGGAAAAAUCAUCCUCAGAGAAUUAUGAUUCUGAAAUUUCUGUUCAGAGGGAAGAUUAGGAGAUUUUAUAUUUGGGAGAUCUUGCACUCUACCAUUCGUAAGAUGAACAAGCAUGUGAUGAUGAUCCAAAAGGAGCUAGAAGAAGCCAAAGAAAAAUUAGCCAAGCAGCAGAAAAGACGGGAUGAUGUCCGAAGCAAUGAGAGGGGAAAUUGGCCCCUUGAAGAGCAAAUUGAACGUUUGCAAGAAAAAGUUGAAUCAGCUCAAAGUGAACAAAAAAACCUCUUCCUUGUAAUAUUUCAGCGUUUCAUUAUGAUCCUAACAGAGCAUUUAGCACGAAGUGAAGCAGGAGGCAUUGAUGUAACUACACCUUGGUACAAGAACUGUAUAGAGAGGCUGCAGCAGAUCUUCUUACAGCAUCAUCAGACCAUCCAACAGUACAUGGUGACCUUGGAGAACCUUCUAUUCACAGCAGAAUUGGAUCAUCACAUAUUAGCUGUAUUUCAGCAGUUCUGUGCACUCCAGGGCUGAGUAACUUUUUUUUUGGUAUAGGACUUAAUUUCAUUUUGUUAAGUUUAAUUCAUAGAAAACUUUGACGGGAAAGAAAGGAAAAAAAUAUAAUCUGAAAGUGUGUUGUGCUAAAUAAGCUACACAGUGCUCAAAUUUUCAGCAGCAGGGGUCUUAUGCUAGUUAUGAUUCCUGGAGGUUUGGGAUAGAAUAACGUGUGGAUUUCUAAAUUUGAAAUGGAUUGAAUGUUGACUCUGCCAUAGCAUCCCUUUUGUGCCCUCCUAUUGUUGGUAUAAAAGUUAAAAAUAGAAGACAAUAAAUAAACGUGGCUCUUUGUUUACCCCUUGCAUAUUAUGCGACGGGUUCCAUAAUAAUGUGAAACAAGUCUCAAAACAUACGGAUCUGUCUGAAGAUGUCCUUUCUGGUGGUAAUGCUCAAAGCUCCAUAAGAAACCGAAAUCUCAAAUAUAUGAAUAUUUAAACGGCCAACUCUGCAAAGAACUUUUGGGUAUGUUUGCUAUCAAAAUGAAUGAUCAUGGUUGUAUGAAACAUAAUUGAAAUACAUGUUUUUUUUUAUAUUGGUCUAAUGUGCUUAUUUUGGGUCACCCAGAAUAGAAACACACUUAAUUACUGAAGCAACCAUUUGUGCUGCUCAUUUGUAAUGCAGAUAUAAGUUGCAUUAAGUGACUUAAUAAAAGCUAUCAACACUAGCCUGAACUGCC
Protobothrops mucrosquamatus (brown spotted pit viper) is the source of this 3001-nucleotide messenger RNA. RefSeq names its product nuclear cap-binding protein subunit 1. NCBI's taxonomy places the organism in Eukaryota, Metazoa, Chordata, Lepidosauria, Squamata, Viperidae. Bases 1 to 2304 code for a protein of 767 amino acids. Gene Ontology annotation, biological process: mRNA export from nucleus; nuclear-transcribed mRNA catabolic process, nonsense-mediated decay; regulation of mRNA processing. The record is from RefSeq and is a predicted model, not a curated record. The transcript is spliced from 23 exons. Gene Ontology annotation, molecular function: protein binding; RNA cap binding; mRNA binding. Gene Ontology annotation, cellular component: nuclear cap binding complex; nucleus.